GGGACGCGGGCGCGGCGCGAAUUUCUUCUUCUCCGAUCUUCCCGGAAUGUCUCCCUCCCCGACCCACGAUCUUUUUUUCUUCGUCGAAGAGGAGGAGGUCCGUGACGGGAUACUUAGCAAUCAUCCCAAGAGGAAGACAUGGCACAAUCUUUUGAAGAGUCCGCUUCAUCAGAUUUACUAUGGAGACACCUUCGCGAUCAUCAUGGAAUCCACAAGCCAGACUCACCGCAACGUCGAGCGUUGCUAGCAGACCCAUCGUUCACUGUCCCCGCGAAAAUAACCGAUAACCCGUCCACCCCAACCGAGUCAAAAAUUGCACCCGGUCUGUAUAACGAUGUCGCAAUUGAGCACUCCGGUCGGGGAAUCCAGCUCACGGUUCACGAGCAACAAUGCCUGGUCAGCUUAUGUAGAGAUAUGAUGGACCAUUACGAACUGGGACACUACCCCAAAAGUUUCUGGAUCAGAAUUUCGGCAGCACUACAGGAGCAAACUGGUCGCCGGUAUUCAUGGCAGUCAUGUCGACGACGCAUUGCUGGUUAUAUUACCAAACGCAAGACAUACUGGGCUUCUUACAAAGUGAACAAUCUUCCGGAUUGUGACAUGCACAGUGACAUUGCAUACGACGUCGACUCAUGGAUGGGAUCUUGCGAUAGGAAGAUGGGUCGACCUGUGCGUCACGAAGUCGCUCUGAAAGCGGCUGAGAAACCAGAGGAAGCCCCGCCACUUCGGGUAUCAGUCCAGCAAUUGAUCAAGUAUACUCGGGUCUCGCAAUGGGUCGAAAGCCUCCCGCCACCGUCGGAGAUGGAGCCUUUACCAACGAAAUUUGGCAUUCCUUCAUCGACCUGGUGCCUUCCCUUUUCCGGCCACCAAUCUUUGAGCCAUUCUCAAUCUCCGUCUCAAUCACCUGUACUUAACGGGAUCUCUAUGUACCGUCAGCGGGCCGGCGCUCCUCAUGGCAUUCAUCUCGCGCCAUCUAAUACUCCAUCUCACAGGGGCCAACCUACCGAACAGCAGAAUAUCUCUGGAAACCAGGAUAAGGGGGUCUCUACGGAAGCGCACGGGCCGUCGCCAUACACUAAUGGGCCGGUACAAACCUUAAAUCCUGUGCUCGAAGCAUCUGGCAAUAUUCAGACCAAUAACAAACGACCUCGUGACGAUGAUGACAACAACAAUGCAGCCCUUGACCGACCUGCUCGCCGUCUCCGUCAAGAAGAGCCCAGCUACCCUUCAGCCACCUUGUCUCCGAACCAGGAAGACACAGUAAACGGCUUGAGAGCCAUCGAUAUCUCCGUCGAGAAUACGUUCAGCAAACUCUGGGAGCGAGUGGCACCACUCUUCAAGGACCCUGCUGUAACCCAAAAUCCAACGGCGGUGAAAUCCGAAUCUAUCAUGCGGGACCUAUUCGGCGAAAUUGGAACGGCUCUUACUAAAGCCUUCUCGAGAAUGCGAGAAGACAUUGAUGAACCUGAAAAGAUUUGAAAGAUAUAUGCAAUUUGUUUUUCUUUGGCGUACUCAGCGGUUCAGUUCUCAUCUUCAUGCAUUUCCUUUGGAUGCUAGUCGUCUUCUCGAUUUUUUCUUCUCUUAUUACUGCACAGUUUGGGCGGCAUUGCAUGCAUGAUAUAUACCUUUUAUUUUUAUUUUUUUUUCUCUCUUUUACCUUUCUUGAUUAUCACCUCAUCUUUACCCUUAGUAGCGUUGUCAUCACACAUCAGAUUGCAUUAGACUGCCUGA
This is a messenger RNA of Aspergillus alliaceus, 1731 nucleotides long. RefSeq lists its product as uncharacterized. The coding region runs from base 139 to 1479 and encodes 446 amino acids. The transcript has a single exon. The record is from RefSeq and is a predicted model, not a curated record. Lineage: Eukaryota; Fungi; Ascomycota; Eurotiomycetes; Eurotiales; Aspergillaceae.